Molecule: messenger RNA, 3414 nt
Organism: Condylostylus longicornis
Lineage: Eukaryota; Metazoa; Arthropoda; Insecta; Diptera; Dolichopodidae
Product: metacaspase-2-like
Exons: 9
Coding region: 1-3414 (1137 amino acids)
Biological process (GO): proteolysis; DNA integration
Molecular function (GO): aspartic-type endopeptidase activity; nucleic acid binding
Source: RefSeq, a predicted model, not a curated record
AUGGCAACUAACGACGCAAAUCCAGUCGUUCCAUCUACAUCAACCGUUCCAGCGUUUUCAGCUACCUCAGCUACUUCAGCCACUUCAGGUACUUCACCGUUUCAAGCUGCUCCACCCACUCCAACCUUACAUCUGGAAAUCGACCCGAUGCAGUACAUUCAAAAUUUGCCAGAAUUUAACGGUAAAGGUAAUGCUAGGGAAGUGUUAGAAAUAAAUAACAAUAUAAAAAAUUGGUCUGAUAUGAAAUCCGUUUUAAUUAAUAAUUUUAGUGACAGUAGAACUGCUUUACAAAUUUAUGAUGAAUUGAGAGCAGUCACUUUUGAUACUCAUAGUGUAGACUUGUUCAAUAAAAUAAAAAAGAUAUUAAGGCAACUUAAUAAUAGGGUAAAGACUGAUCCUAAUUCCGUUUUUACAGUUGCCACGAAUAUCGAAACUGCUUUAAAUAUUUUUAAAGACAAGCUACCGGAACCAAUGCGUUCUAUUUUAUAUUGCAGAAAUCCGGCUACAAUCGAACAAGCCAUGGAUAUUUUGCACGAAAGCAACUAUGCAUUUUAUAGUCCUUUUAAAAAUAAAACAAAUUUCAACAAACCUAGUACACAAAACUUUUAUAAGCCUACUAACGAAAAUUAUUCUUGCAGAAAAAACCAUUCCAAUUACAAUAAUUCUAAUAAUACUAACCAAACUAGAAAUUAUAAUAACAUCAUUAGAAAUAAUCAUUCUUUAAAUAAUAAUUAUACUAAUCAAAAUUCGCAAAAUAAUAAUUUUAAUCAAAGUAGUAGAACUAAUCAGAUUAGUAAUAGUAGUACUAAUAACAGAAAUAAUCAUAGUUUUAAUAGAACAAAUUCUAAUUUUAACUCGCAUGGUACUCAACGCAUCGAACCAAUGGAGGUCGAUACGAGUACCACGCGUAGAGUAAACAACUUAGAAGUUAGUAAAUCGAAGAGAAACUUUGAAAUAGAAAAUUUUUCACUCGCAAGCCUCGAAAAAACAUCGGAGCUUCCUUAUAUAAAAGUUCAAUCAAGGGGAAGACCUUUAAUAUUUUUAAUAGAUUCUGGUGCUUCAAUGAGCAUCAUCAACACAGAAUUCUUAGAAUUAAAAUUCCAUGAUAAAUUCGAUGGGCUUAUAGGCAAUAAUAUUCUAUUGCCGUUCGAAGCUGAAAUUAGUUAUAAAAAUAGAAUUUUAAAAUUGAAUACAGGUAACGAAAUCCCUUUAUGCUUCAAUGAAAGUGAAGAAAAGGAUUAUUGCGUUCCUGUACCUCUACAAAAUACUGCAAUAUUUCAAAACGAAAUAUUUUUGGCACGUAACAAUUUAACUAACGAUAUUGAAGUAGAUGAAAUCAGUUCUGCACACGCGACUAUAGACACUAAUGAAAACGUGGAAACUAAUUCAAAUAAUAGUCCACAUGAAAAUUAUUUGGAUGAUGUGGAAAUACGCUCAACUGAUGCUACUAUUCAUUCUGCGCAAGAGGAUAGUACAGAAUACAUCCCUAUUUCUGAAUUACCUCUAAAUGUGUACAAAACACAAAUUAUUAUUAACAUUGGGCCCCACAUUCAAACUAGAGUAAAAAAGGUCUACGAUAGAACGAGAAAAAUAUUUUACCAUCCUAAACCGGAUGAAAAUUUCAUGAUUAACAUCUUAAAACAUCAUAUACCACCUAAGGGAAUAAUUGGUAUAAUGAUUGAUGACCUCCCAACUUACAAUGAAUUUCGAAAUGUUUACUUAAAGCAUUUUUCAAAAAAUAAAUCGUUAAAAUUAAAUAAGUGUUCGUUUUUACUUGAAGACAUUUUAUGUCGAUAUGAAUUGCAAGAGCUAAUUCUUGAUCAACACCAAAAAACAAAUCACAGAGCAAAAUAUGAAAGGAAACCCUUAAAUCUACCACUAAAAAUUACUGAGACUCCUCACAAACCACUAGAAAUAAUCCACCUUGAUAUUUGGUUUAAAAGCAAAGGAAAUGCUUACCUAACAGUAAUUGACAAAUUCUCGAAACAUGCACAUGUAAUACCAAUUAAGUCCAGAAAUUGGAUAGAUUUAAAAAAUGCCUUUAUGCAAUACAUCUCAUCUUCUGGCAAACCUAAAAAAAUUAUAACAGAUCAGGAAAAGGGCUUUAACAGUUUAAAUUUCAAAAACUUUUUAGAAAAUGAAGGAAUUGCGGUACAUUUUACAACACCCAAUAACCACUCGGGUAAUGCGGAUAUCGAAAGAUUCCACAAUACGUUAAAUGAACAUAUCAGAAUUUUAUACGCAAUACAAAAGGAAGAAAAUUUACCUAUGGACGAAGAUCCAGUUAUAAAAAGUGUUAAAACUUACAAUGAAACAAUCCAUUCCUCUACAGCUCUUAUUUUUAUUGUAAUUGUGUUUUGCAACAUAACUCUCAUUAAUUGUUCACAAAUCGAAAUUAACGAAUUACAAGCUGGAAAUGGUUAUAUCUUAUUACAAGAUUCCGAAUUAAGAAUUACUAAUAUUAUCCACCUACAUAAGAAGACAGAAAUACCUACUAAUCUUUUACACAAUUUUGAACAUUUAAAACAAGAAUUUAUGACACUAAUUCCUUAUCACGUAAAUAAAAGAGGUUUGUUUAAUUUUGUCGGUAGCGGCCUUCACAUUUUAGCCGGGGUGAUGGACGACGAUGAUAGAAUAGAAAUAGAGCAACAUUUCGACAUAUUAAAAGGCAAUAAUGACAAAAUCACUAGAAAUUUAAACCAACAAGUCUACAUUAAUACAAAAUUAUCGGAUCAAAUCCAAAACAUAACAGAUCAUAUUAAUAGUGUUCAAAGUAAAAUUAAAGAAAGUAUUGAUGAGUUAAAGAAUGAUAUAACAAAAAUUGAUUUAAAAUUGGAAUUGUUAAGCAUUAAAUUAGACUUAGAAUUAGAUACCAAAAUAAAUAAAAUAAUUACUUGCAAGCAAAGUGUUUUUGAAGAUACUGAAAAAAAAAUUGUAACAAAAACAGAUCUAAAAAGCUUUGAUGAUAGUUGUAUAGCAAACUUACUAAACAUAAAAAAAAUGAAAUGUAAUUACUUGAAAAAUUUAACUAGCGAUAUUUUUCCAGUAACAGACAAUGAAAGUUAUCAAAAAGAAUAUUCAGCCAAGAUAUUACCGUAUAUAGAACGCGACAUAACGAUCGAAAGGAUAAAAACGGAAUUUAACUUAGAAGAACUAUACCUCAAACACAUUAAUAAUACCGAAAUAAUAGAACAAUUGGAAUACUCUCACACAGUGAAGUGGUACACGAGUGUUGGGACCGAUUGUAUUAUACUAAAUGUUGUUUUUAACAAAAUCCGCACGGAGUCGGAUCUUAAGGGCGGAGGUGUUACGUCACCACCAUGUUUUACUCUGCAUGACACGCUGAGUAAAACAGAAUUGCCCGGGCAUUCAUCAAUAAAUUCAAAUAAAGAUUGCCCUCUACCGUUUCAAUAA